Manis javanica (Malayan pangolin) is the source of this 7422-nucleotide messenger RNA. It is a transcript of the gene MVP, whose product is annotated as major vault protein. The record is from RefSeq and is a predicted model, not a curated record. NCBI's taxonomy places the organism in Eukaryota, Metazoa, Chordata, Mammalia, Pholidota, Manidae. Gene Ontology annotation, cellular component: cytoplasm; nucleus.
UUGAGGCAUCCUCACCUUCAAUGACUGACAUUAAUUGGCAGUGUCUGGGAGGUAGGAUGGAGGGAAGGCAAGAGAUAUCCUGAGUAGGCAGUUUCUGCUCUGUCCCUAGUGAGACCACCAAGCUGCUGCUCUCUCAAAGCAGGCCAGUUGGGCUGGAGUGUUCUAAGAUUUUCUUAAAAUAAGGGAAACUGCCAGUUGAGCCCCUGUUUAUGCUGAACUUAGUAUGUUUUCCUAAACCUAAGCUCCACAGAAGUGAUGCUAGCAAGGCUGUCACCAGCUUCACCUCCAACUUCAGGCCUGCCUGGGACGUUUGUGUGGAUAAGGGGGCUGCUUGGACCUGGGAGAGGUGGAAGGGGGCUGGAAGAGAAUAAAUGAAAUCUCCAGCCCUUGAGGAAUUGGCAAUAAUCUGAGCUCAUUAUUCCUCCCAGCAACACUUUGAUGAGCUCCUGUGCAUUAAAGACAUCCUCCAGUCCCUAAUCCCUUAAAAUCUAGGAAACAGGCACUGUUAUUCCCACUUCAGUCUAGGAGAGUACAGCUCAGAGCUAGCAAGUGGCCCAGGAUUCUGCUGACAGUGACGGAACCCAGCCUUUGCUAUAUAACCAUCUGUGGGAGAGCUUUUAAAUAUAACAAUGCUUGGACCAUACUGCAGACCAAUUACAUCAAAAAGUACCCAGAAUGGGUGGUUUUAAAAGAUCUCCAGGUGAUCAUAAUACACAGCCAGGGUUGAGAGUGGCUGCUGAAGACCACAGCUGCUCCUUACUUUAAUCUGUGCCCAAAUCAUUGGGGAUCUGGUUAAAAUAUUGUUUGAUUUAGCAUUUCUCAGUGGGGCCCAAGAUUCUCCCACCCAUUUAAGCUUCCAGGUAAUGGUGAUGCUGCUCUUCCUUGAAGACCAGUACACGUGUAGCUGGUCCAUUGGGUACCUGAUGUUUAAGACUGUGUCAGCCACUCAUAGUUGACCCUGAAGAUCUCAGAUAUGUAGAUAUGUAUCUCAUGCUCUGGUAAAAUUUAAUAUGUGUACUUUUGAGCCAAGAAGGUCAAGAGCUGCCUCUUAACCAGAGGAUGAGCCCAGCUUCUGCUUACAGACUGUUUUGUUCUCUGCUCAGCUGUGCAGUACCCUCCCUUCUUUGUGUGGUGCAGCAGGGGAGCUACUGGUCGCUGAGACUUUGGGUGAAAGUUGACUGGUUCUUCUACGAACCUCAUGACACUUGAGGGAGGUGUGAUCAGGCAAGGCUGGGCAUAUACCCAGACAACAGACUUGUGGGUAGAUCUUGGAAGCAAGCACUAAAGUGAAGUCUGGGUAGGUGAGUGGACUUAGGGUAUUGGGACCAACCCCAAAGUCUGGACAGGCUCUUCCAAAGGUCAACACCAUCUUUAGCGUUUUUUGAGGACCCUGAUGUAUUGGAAAUAAAAUGCUCUAACUAUUUCAUCUGGCAAACCACAAAAACCUAAAUCAGAUUUGUCACAGACAUACAGCCUGACUCAAGUGGUUUCUCUGGAUCCCCUGCAAGGCUCUAUAUUGAAGCUCACUUCUGCAGAUGGGGAGAAUGAAACAACAAAGCCUGUUCUUGUGUGACUAGCAGGAGGUCUAGGUUCAAGGCACAGCUUUAGGGCAUGGUAGGUGGGUGGUCAGAGAGGUAAGACAAGAGUCCUGGUACUUAAAGAUAGUUGGCAAGGGGUUGGUCUGGAACAAGACUGGAGCCCAGCCUGAUCAGCUAUAGAGAUGACUCUCAGCUGAGUCACUGAGUUGGGCGAGGCUUUCAGCCCCCCUGACUGGGCCCAGCUGGGGUGACAGAUGGUGGAAAGGCCUCAGCCAUAGGAGGUGGGGGAUCAUCCAAAAAGGAGCCAUUGGAGGCUGUUCCCGGAGACUGCUUUCAGCCUUGCAUGGCCUUUGAGAGUUCAGAUCUUUGCUGUGGGACCUCAGGAGACCUGUCCACACCUCUGCCUACAGCCCUAGCCCUUCCUCUCCCACCAUCUGGCUUUCUGGCCAGGCUUCCACCCCACAGAGAACCUGGCAAAGGAGCAGCUGGAAAAUGCUUCACUUGGCUGUCAGAUACACCUUCUGUGCUGUUCUUCUAGCCCCACAGCUGGGACAACAAAAGACUUGCCACGUUCCUGACCAGUAAACAUGGAGGGUUAAGGCCAAGAUGCCAGAUGAUGUAGGGAGCCUCUAGUGCUUGCUUCCAUCCCCUAACUGGAUAGGGAAGCUGGGCCUUGGGCUGUUCCCUGCCUCAGCAGUUAAGACAUGCGGUGCUUCUGAAGAGCCAGGCUCUGUUCCAAUUGCUUUAUGGUGAACCCAGUCCUUAUAACUUGGGUAGAUGCCCAAUCCCCCAUAGGUUAGGAAACCGGUAUAGGGAGGGCAAGGGACUUGUCUAAAACUAUCAAACCAAUAAGGGUUAGAACCAAGAUCCAGGCAGCCCUAGCUCCAACCCAUCUGGGUCAGGGCCACAUCAGGGAGCAACUUUGAGGAGUGUCAGCAUAGAUAACAGGUAGGGAUAAUAGAGAGGUGUAGGAAAGAAGGUUAAGAGCGGGGAAAACAGCCCUCAAGUCAGAAAGCCUACUCUAGUAUUUUCAAACACUACCUGAAAACAACAGAAGAGGGAGCCCUGACGUUAGAAAAGUUACUCCUACACUUAAGGAGAAAUGAACUUUGCCAGGAAAGGAGCUACAGGUCAAGGUCAAUUCCCAUACAAAGUUGUAAGGUAAAAGAAUGAGGAGCAGAAUAACAUCCCUCCUAUAUGGAAAGUGUACCAGGAAAACAAAUCACAAUUGUUAACCUCUUUCAAAAUGAGGUCAGACAUUAAGGAAACACAAAGCAAGGCAGGAAAGUGGUGAAUCAGUACUGUAUGUAAGCCCAGGCAGUCAGCUGAUCUGGGCCCCUAACUACUGUGCCUUGCUGCUACUGGAAAGAGAUAGACCAGAUGAAAAUCUCUAUGGUACCACUAGCUUGCUGUGGCCUUAAAUGCCUCAUUGUCCCACUCUGGGACUCAGCUACUUAGAGCUACACUGUAUAAUAUGGGAUCAACCAAUCUCAUUUGGCUCUUUUAAAUAAAAUUUUAAAUCCUAAAUCACACUGGCCACAUUUCAAGUAUUUAGUAGCUGCGUGUGGCCAGUCCAGAGACAGUACAGACCUAGAAUAUCUUUUAUCAUUGUAAAAAGUUCUGUUGGGUGGUGUGUUAGAGGGUUUUAAGCAAACAUUUGGCAGGUGCUGAGUGCAACAGCCCAUGUGUAAGACAAUGGAGUGAUACAGACUGUGGUAGGCAGAAAAGCUUGUGUCCCAUCUAAAGGGCACAGCUGCUACUCGUCUGUAGCCAGUCUGGCUGGUGGAAAUGUAGGGCCUGGUUCCUAAUUCUUUAAGAGAAGCAGAAAUUUGGAGUUUGUGAAAACACAAUUUCUAAACAAAGAAAUGAAACUACAGAUAAUGUGAAUCAAGUAAAAAAACCCUGGUCUUCACCUUGAUUAUGUAAUUCCAUGAGUCCUGCCUAUUUCUCCUGUGCCAGGCCACUCCCUUUUCUUUGCUUGUCAUUCUUACCCAGGUUGGUAGUUGGAUGAAUGGUGGAGUGGAUGAAGUGCCAUUCCUUUCUGGUCAGGGCCACAUCAGGGAGCAACUCAGGGGAGUGUCAGCAUAGCUAGCAGGUAGGGAUAAUACAGAGGUGUAGGAAAGAAGGUUAAGAGCGGGGAAAACUGAGCCCGCAAGUCAGACAGCCUGCUCUAGUAUUUUCAAACACUACCUGGUAGUGGUUUCUAAAGUCUGAUCGAAGUCUCAGGACAAGGCUCUUGAGUUGCCUAGUAAACUUGGUUCCCUUUGUGUGACUUCAAGGGACAUGUCCAAAAUCCAAGACUAGCUGAAGGAAGGGAUGGGGGUUAGGUGAGAGGUGUGACGUUCCUGAACAGGCCAAGCACUGGAUGAAACUACCCAGGAUUCAGAAGCAGGUGGGUGGAGUACAGUACUCAUAUAUUCCUUUCCCCCACUUGCCUCUACCCACAACAGCAGGGAGCCAAGGGGGAGCAACAGACCAGAGAGAACUGGAGAGGAAAGGGCUAGAUUAACAUGUGGUGCUUCUGAUCCAUUUGAUUCUAUGGGAGCAUCAGUGUUGCCUGAGAUCCCUUCCUUGAGAGGUCACCCAAGUCUGAACAGUUCAUCUGAGGAUCGCUUAUAGCAGGAGGGGAGAGAGUCGUAGACAAAGAUCAUGCUCAUGUUUGAAUAUAGUCGGGGCCCUCUCAAUUCCCUGAAAUGAGCCUGCCCCUGGAGGAGCCUCAGCUCCCCACAGUGCUGGUGAAGGCGCUAGUACCUCCAGAGAUACCAACUCUCCCAGCCUCCUACACCACAGUUGGGAGAUUGGGAAAGUUUUGAUCUAAAAUCCCUCCAGGUGCUGAAGGCAGCUUAGGGGAGGGAAAGUUGAUGGGAAUGAGGGAAAUAAAUCAGUGGAGAGCCCUGGGCUACUGUGGUUAACUGCAUCAAGCAGUUCUUGACAGGGGUGAGGUCUGGAUGGCCUGUGUUGCCCUGGGUGGGAAGAAGAGGUGGAUGUGGGAAUGGUGAAGGUGGAACAAUCUGAGCUGGAGGAGGAAGAUUGCAUUUCCCAACCCUACCUGUCUUCAGGCUUGUGCUUUGCCUCCUGCCAGGCCCCUGUGUUCAUCUUGCAUCUUUUCCCCACCUGUCUGUCACUCUGUGCCGCCCUGGUCUUAGGAGUCACCAUGGCAACUGAAGAGUCCAUCAUCCGCAUCCCCCCAUACCACUACAUCCACGUGCUGGACCAGAACAGCAACGUGUCCCAUGUGGAGGUUGGGCCGAAGACCUACAUCCGGCAGGACAAUGAGAGGAUCCUGUUUACCCCCAUGUGCAUGGUGACUGUCCCCCCACACCACUAUUGCACAGUGGCCAACCCAGUGUCCCGGGAUGCCCAGGGCUGCGUGCUGUUUGAUAUCACAGGACAAGUACGGCUGCGACACGCUGACUUAGAAAUCCGGCUGGCCCAGGACCCCUUCCCCCUGUACCCAGGAGAGGUUCUGGAAAAGGACAUCACCCCACUGCAGGUGGUCCUGCCCAACACUGCCCUCCAUCUCAAGGCAUUGCUGGAUUUUGAGGAUAAGAAUGGAGAGAAAGUGGUGGCAGGAGAUGAGUGGCUAUUUGAGGGACCUGGCACAUAUAUCCCCCAGAAAGAGGUGGAGGUAGUGGAGAUCAUUCAGGCCACAAUCAUCAGGCAGAACCAGGCCCUGCGGCUGAGAGCCCGCAAGGAGUGCUGCGACCGAGACAAGAAGGAGCGGGUGACAGGAGAAGAAUGGCUGGUCCGCUCAGUGGGUGCAUAUCUCCCAGCAGUGUUUGAGGAGGUUCUGGAUUUGGUAGAUGCUGUGAUCCUUACAGAAAAGACAGCCCUGCACCUCCGGGCUCGGCAGAACUUUGUGGACUUUGGAAGAGUGCUCCGCCACACUGGGGAGGAGUGGCUGGUGACUGUGCAGGACACGGAGGCCCAUGUGCCUGAUGUCUACGAGGAGGUGCUGGGCGUUGUGCCCAUCACCACCUUGGGCCCCCACAACUACUGUGUGAUUCUUGAUCCAGUUGGACUGGAUGGCAAGAACCAGCUGGGGCAAAAGCGUGUUGUGAAGGGAGAGAAGUCUUUUUUCCUCCAGCCAGGAGAGAGGCUCGAACGAGGCAUCCAGGAUGUGUAUGUGCUGUCAGAGCAGCAGGGACUGUUGCUGAGGGCCCUGCAGCCCCUGGAGGAGGGCAACGAUGAGAAGAAGGUCUCACACCAGGCAGGGGACCGCUGGCUUAUUCGGGGACCCCUGGAGUAUGUACCUUCUACCAAAGUGGAGGUGGUGGAAGAGCGUCAGGCCAUCCCUCUGGAUGAGAAUGAAGGCAUCUAUGUGCAGGACAUCAAGACCGGAAGGGUGCGUGCUGUGAUCGGAAGCACCUACAUGCUGACCCAGGACGAAGUCCUGUGGGAGAAAGAGCUCCUCCCUGGGGUGGAGGAGCUGCUGAACAAGGGACAGGACCCUCUGGCAGACAGGGGUGAGAAGGAGGCAACCAGGACCCUUCAGCCUCCUGCUCCGCGGAACAAGACCCGUGUGGUAAGCUACCGUGUGCCUCACAACGCUGCUGUGCAGGUGUAUGACUACAGAGAGAAGAGAGCUCGCUCCCUCUACAGCGUGGUCUUUGGGCCUGAGCUGGUGUCACUGGGUCCUGAGGAGCAGUUCACAGUGCUGUCCCUCUCGGCAGGGCGGCCCAAGCGUCCCCAUGCCCGCCGUGCGCUCUGCCUGCUGCUUGGGCCUGAUUUCUUCACAGAUGUCAUCACCAUCGAAACAGCAGACCAUGCCAGGCUGCAGCUGCAGCUUGCCUACAACUGGCACUUUGAGCUGAGUGACUGGAAGGACCCCCGAGAGAUGGCCAAGCUCUUCUCAGUGCCUGACUUUGUGGGUGAUGCCUGCAAGGCCAUUGCAUCCCGUGUGCGGGGGGCUGUGGCCUCUGUCACCUUUGAUGACUUCCAUAAGAAUUCAGCCCGCAUUAUUCGCACUGCUGUUUUUGGCUUUGAGACUCCAGAAGUCAAGGGGCCUGAAAGCAUACCCCAGCCCCGAGACCAGGCUGUCUUCCCCCAGAAUGGACUGGUGGUCAGCAGUGUGGAUGUGCAGUCGGUAGAGCCCGUGGAUCAGAGGACCCGGGAUGCCCUACAGCGCAGUGUGCAGUUGGCCAUUGAGAUCACCACCAACUCCCAGGAGGCAGCUGCCAAGCACGAGGCUCAGAGACUGGAGCAAGAAGCCCGUGGCCGGCUUGAGAGGCAGAAGAUCUUAGACCAAUCAGAAGCUGAGAAAGCACGAAGGGAACUCUUGGAGCUGGAGGCGCUGAGCACUGCUGUGGAGAGCACUGGGGCAGCCAAGGCAGAGGCAGAGUCCCGUGUGGAGGCGGCACGCAUAGAGGGAGAAGGCUCCGUGCUGCAGGCCAAGCUGAAAGCAGAGGCCUUGGCCAUUGAGACGGAAGCUGAACUCCAGCGGGUACAGAAAGUGCGGGAGCUAGAACUGGUCUAUGCCCGGGCCCAGCUGGAGCUGGAGGUGCGCAAGGCCCAGCAGCUGGCUGAGGUGGAGGUGAAGAAGUUCAGGCAGAUGACAGAGGCGCUGGGUCCCAGCACCAUCAGGGACCUUGCUGUGGCUGGCCCAGAGAUGCAGGUAAAACUGCUCCAGAGCCUGGGCCUGAAAUCAACCCUCAUCACCGAUGGCUCCACUCCCAUCAACCUCUUCAACACUGCCUGGGGGCUUCUGGGUCUAGCGUCUGAGGCCCAGCCCCCAGCCAAAACAGCAGCGGCAGUACCCAGACCCCAAGAGGGCUCACUUCUUCAGCCCCCUCUUGCCCCUCAUGCUCUUGGCAGCAACCAUAUGGCACCUUAGCUCCGUACUGCACUGACAAAUAAAACCAACACUUCUGGGCAUUUAAACCCU